UAGUGACUAUGGGGUACGUGGCCCUUUAAGCUCUUGAGGUCACGUGAGCCCGCAGCUGUAUUCUCCCGUAUACAGGAAGCGCCUCAUUCCGCUCUACUAAUACAAUGUAGCGCCGCUCGGGUCACGUGACGGACGGGGGCGGGGCGCUAAACAGCUGGUGACGAGUUGGCCCCGCCCCUCCGGCGCAGUCCCCGCCCACGUGUUGUGGCCACCGUGUGUCGGGAUGCAGGGUGCGGAGCGCAGAGCCCGGGACCGGGGAGGAAAAACCGCAUGGAAAACGCACAUUAUCCGACAGCUGCGGCACCGCGACCGCGCCCAGCACGCCUUCCAGGAGCUCAUCCAGUCCUGAGGUUCAUGACUCUGAGGUUCAUGCAGUAAAGUUCAGCCCAAACUCCAGGACGGUGGCGACUGGAGGGACGGAUCGGGUGGUGAAGAUCUGGGGAAUAGUCGCGGGACAGCUCCACCUCCAGCAGGUGCUACAGGGAAGUAAUGGCGGCAUCACCAGCAUCGACUUCGACCCCUCGGGGGCGCAGGUCUUGGCCGCCUCGUUUGAUAAUUCGGCUCAUCUAUGGAGACUGGACAGUAAAUCCAGCGACAAGCUGACCGGUCACACGGCGAAGGUGACGGCCGCCAGGUUCAAGAUGUCCUCGUAUCGGGCGGUCACCUGCAGCAUGGACAGGACGGUCCGGGAGUGGGAUCUGCAUAAGGCUUCAUGUAUCAGACGUAUCUCUGUGCCCUCAUUCUGCAGCGACGUCGUCUGCUCCGACUCCUACAUGAUCAGCGCUCACCACGACAAGAAGAUCCGCUUCUGGGACAGCAGGUCCCCGGAUUGUUCCCGGGAGGUGACCCUGGAGGAGAAGGUGACCUCCCUGUACAUGGAGCCGGAGCAAACACAACUCCUCAGCUGUUCCCGGGACGACGCGCUGCGCCUGCUGGACCUGCGGACGAUGAGCGAGCGCCUGGUGUUCAGGGCCGACGGCUUCAAGUGCGGCUGUGACUGGACCAAGGCCAUCCUCAGUCCAGAUGCUAAUUACAGUAUAGUCGGCUCCUCCGAUGGGACCGUCUUCAUAUGGAACGCACAGAGCGGAGUCCUGGAACGCAGCCUGACCGGGGAGCACAGUGCGUCGGUGAACGCGGUGGCCUGGUCCGUGUCCGGGGAUUACGUGGUCAGCGUGGACCGAGGGAAGAAGGCCGUUCUGUGGAGCGAAUACUGAGGCCUAGAAGGGAAGAGUGGAGGAGCAGGGGGAGGAGUCACACAGAAGAGGGCGGAGUCAUCCAGGAGUAUGAUGCCAGUAAUGUGACUGAUGUAGCAGAGCUGAACUGGUUAUUCUCCUGCUUCUUUCUUGUGCCAUUGAGUACAGGUAAUGUUACACUAGGUCAGCGGUCUCCAACCUGCGGACCUCCAGA
This is a messenger RNA of Hyla sarda, 1407 nucleotides long. It is a transcript of the gene ATG16L2, whose product is annotated as autophagy related 16 like 2. The record is from RefSeq and is a predicted model, not a curated record. Gene Ontology annotation, molecular function: protein binding. NCBI's taxonomy places the organism in Eukaryota, Metazoa, Chordata, Amphibia, Anura, Hylidae. Gene Ontology annotation, biological process: negative stranded viral RNA replication; autophagosome assembly. Gene Ontology annotation, cellular component: autophagosome membrane.